This is a messenger RNA of Alternaria rosae, 1124 nucleotides long. Its product is annotated as protein elicitor peat 2. The transcript has 2 exons. The record is from RefSeq and is a predicted model, not a curated record. Bases 154 to 1002 code for a protein of 282 amino acids. Lineage: Eukaryota; Fungi; Ascomycota; Dothideomycetes; Pleosporales; Pleosporaceae. Gene Ontology annotation, biological process: mitochondrion organization. Gene Ontology annotation, cellular component: mitochondrion; membrane.
AUCUGUGGUGGUAGUGUAUGCGCCAAUCACGGGCAUCGUUCGCCGCAGACGCUCGGACCAUUUAUCCCAGUAGAAGCAUCAUGCACUUCUCACGAUUCUCCGCAUCUUGCCUGCCGCCGCCUCACCACACCAAACCCGCACAACCCGCCAACCAUGGCUGCGAUACCCACCUCCCUCUUCCGCUGGGUCGUUCCUGCCGCCAUCGGCGCCAGUGUCGUGCAGAGCUCCCUCUACGACGUCAAGGGCGGAACCCGCGCCGUCAUCUUCGAUCGUCUGUCGGGAGUCAAGGAACAAGUCGUCAACGAGGGCACACAUUUUCUGGUACCAUGGCUGCAGCGGGCAAUUGUCUUCGAUGUCAGGACGAGGCCGCGGAACAUCAGCACUACGACCGGCAGCAAGGACUUGCAGAUGGUCACACUCACACUGAGGGUGCUGCAUCGCCCAGAGGUCAAGCAGCUGCCUAAGAUCUACCAGAACCUCGGUCUCGACUACGAUGAGCGUGUCCUCCCCUCCAUCGGUAACGAAGUCCUAAAAGCCAUCGUCGCCCAGUUCGAUGCCGCAGAGCUCAUCACCCAGCGAGAGGCCGUCUCGAACCGCAUUCGCACCGACCUGCUCAAGCGCGCCAACGAGUUCAACAUUGCCCUCGAAGAUGUCUCCAUCACCCACAUGACUUUCGGCAAAGAGUUCACCAAGGCCGUCGAAGAGAAGCAGAUCGCACAACAAGAGGCCGAGCGCGCGCGCUUCAUUGUCGAGAAGGCGGAGCAGGAGAGGCAGGCCAACGUCAUCAGGGCAGAGGGUGAAGCCGAGGCUGCCGACACAAUUUCAAAGGCAGUAGCCAAGAGUGGUGAUGGCUUGGUGCUUAUCAGGCGCAUUGAGACACAGAAGGAUAUUGCGCAGAUGUUGGCCAGGAACCCCAACAUCAGCUAUCUACCUGGCGGUAACUCUGGCGGCAAUGGUGGUGGUUCGAGUGGUGGUAGCUUUUUGUUGGGCCUGAGGUCAUGAGUGUUUGAGGAUGCGCAAGGUUGAGGGAGAGGAAAGGAAGAUAACAAAGAGCUGGACGAAAGGCGAAAAUGCAUAGCCAGCGGGGUUGCUGUACAAUAUAUUGACAUGAGUAUGAUAACACU